AUGGGCCAAAUAGAAGAACUCCCCGACGACUACGACGAGUCCCAACCCCCAGCAACCACAACUACACCUCCAGCAGAAACACCAUCGAUCCCGCCCUCGCUCCUCUCCAACGACAACAUCCCCUUCCCCAUAAUACCAGAAAAAGUGAAAAAUGCAGAUCCAUUGGCGCCUGAGUUGCCGCCUGCAAUGGCAUCGAUUCGGUCGUAUACGCCCGAUCAACUGGCGGAUAUGAUGAAAAAGACGCCGUUGUUUAUGACGGAUUUGGAUAAUGCUGGCGAUGAGGAAGGAGAAAACGUCAUGCUCGAAGCCAUCCGCGCGCUGCAAUACGAAGGAACUCGAGGCGACGUCACGCUCAGUUUCAGGGAACAAGGCAACGAAGCCGCCAAGCUGAAAAACUGGACGGACGCAAAGGAGUUUUAUACAAAGGCCAUUGCGGUGCUAAACGUUAAAAAGGAAGAUGAUAAAUGGGAGAAACCGACUGAUCUGGAAAAGGAGGAGAAGAUGUUGAAGGAGGCGAGGGAGGCGUGUUAUGCGAAUAGGGCGUUGUGUAAUUUGGAACUGAAGAACUAUAGAUCAACAACCCUAGACUGCGCCCAAGCCCUCAAAGUCAAUCCGCGAAACGUCAAGGCGUACUACCGCUCCUCAAUGGCCCUACUAGCCCUCGACAAAAUCGCCGAAGCCACCGACACCGUCCUGCGCGGCCUUGCAAUCGACCCAAACAACAAAUCUUUACAACAAAUGUCGGAAAGGAUAGCCGCCCGCAAAGAAAUACUUGAUAAAAUCGCCGCCCGCAAACAGAAAGAAGAAGAAACGAAACAGAAACAGAAAUUAUUACUAUCCACGGCACUACAAGCUCGCCAGAUCCGCGUGCGCAAAACAGACGCAAAGCCGGAUAUGGAAGAUGCGCAUAUCGCGUUGACGCCGGACCCAUUGUCGCCGGAGAGCACGCUUGUGUUCCCCGUGAUGUUUUUGUAUCCGAUGGAUGCGCAGACGGAUUUCAUAAAAGCGUUUUCGGAGAUGGAUUGCAUUAAUGAUCAUUUGGAGUAUUUGUUGCCCUUGCCGUGGGACACGAAACAAGAGUAUCAGGCUGCGAUGCUGGAUUGUUACAUGGAGACUGUGACGGGAGGACUGAUUAAGGUGGGCAAGAAGUUGCCGUUGCUCCAGGUCUUGUCCGGUGGGAAGGUGGAGGUUGUGGAUGAGUUGGUGAGGAUUAUUGUUGUGCCGAGGGGGAAGACGCAGAAAUUUGUGGAGGAGUUUAAGGCGAGGAAGGGGAAGGCUUAA
Molecule: messenger RNA, 1281 nt
Organism: Talaromyces amestolkiae
Lineage: Eukaryota; Fungi; Ascomycota; Eurotiomycetes; Eurotiales; Trichocomaceae
Exons: 3
Coding region: 1-1281 (426 amino acids)
Biological process (GO): protein folding
Molecular function (GO): Hsp90 protein binding
Source: RefSeq, a predicted model, not a curated record